This is a messenger RNA of Pestalotiopsis fici W106-1, 1521 nucleotides long. RefSeq lists its product as uncharacterized. The coding region runs from base 1 to 1521 and encodes 506 amino acids. The transcript has 2 exons. NCBI's taxonomy places the organism in Eukaryota, Fungi, Ascomycota, Sordariomycetes, Amphisphaeriales, Sporocadaceae. The record is from RefSeq and is a predicted model, not a curated record. Gene Ontology annotation, molecular function: hydrolase activity, acting on carbon-nitrogen (but not peptide) bonds.
AUGACUUUGGUCCGGCGUCGUGCAAAGGCAUUGUGGAUAUAUGCAAUUAUAAUAGUAUUCUUUGCAUUUUGCCUGUUCCUGGCCAGGAGAUUUUUACCAAAUUCGUCCUUCUCAAACAUACUAUUUGGUUCCGUAUCGCAUGGAGGCUGUAAAAUUAUCACAAAAGGCAAUUACGACAAGCUCAUUCUAAAAGGCGUGGUCUUGACGCCCAAGGGCCCUCUUCAGGAUGGCUAUGUCUUGGUUGAGUCCGGCAAAGUCGCCGAGGUAGGCACUAGCUACAGCUCAGAAAGCCAAGAUACACUAAUCACAGUCGUGGACUGUGCGAAUUCUGUCAUAUCUCCAGGGUUCAUCAACCUCCACGAGCAUCUUACCUACUCCAUCGUCAGCCCCUUCAAAGAUCUCGGCGAGAGGGUGUCGCAUCGCCACGACUGGCGCGUUGGAGCGAGAAACAGAACCAUUCGGGAAGCGCUCGUUGCAGAAGACAUGAUUGGAGACUCUAUCAAAUGGGGGGAACUCCGUCACCUCUUCUCAGGCACCACUUCUGUCGUUGGAGGCGGAAUGGUGACCGGAUUGGUGCGCAAUCUGGACUUUGCUUCAGGUCUGGAGGCUGGGCUCCUUGACGCACCUAGUGUUUGGGACGUAUUCCCGCUUGACGAUGCCGACGGUAUCCUCAGGAACAACGACUGUGACUAUGGUCCCGAGGCUAUUGAUCGCCAAAGGGCAGAGAAAUAUCACAGAUACUUGGCACAUGUCGGAGAAGGCGUGGAUGAUGAGGCUGCCAACGAAUUUCGAUGCUUAUCCGACGAGACUUAUGACAGCUUGCCAAUGCCUGGUGGCGGCGGCCUAAGUACUGAUAUAAUUGCCCCAAACCUUGCCAUGGUACAUGCCUUGGGAUUGAGUGCUAGCGAUUUUGACCUUGUUGCAAAAAGAGGAGCGCAUAUCAUUUGGUCACCCCGUUCCAACAUGUUUCUCUACGGGAAGACUCUCAAUAUUACAUAUCUGCUGGAAGCCGGGAUCAACGUUGCCCUAGGAACUGACUGGCUUCCUUCGGGCUCUGCAACGAUGAGUCGGGAGGCUCAUUGUGCUGCCUUGGCUACUCAGCAACUCUACGGGCGCCAUCUUGAAGCCAAAACAAUAUGGGAAAUGAUGACGAUUAAUGCUGCAAGAGCUGCAAGUUUUGAGCAGCACAUCGGAUCUCUGGAAGUAGGAAAACUUGCAGACAUUGUCAUUUUCACAGAAAGCACAGGAGAUGUGUAUAGUCAGGCCGUCUUUGGCUCGACGGAGAACAUCGAGAUGGUUCUGCGUGGCGGUCGGGUUCUCCUUGUAGGCGACAAGCUCGGUGGUCUAAGUUCGAGCCAUUGCGAGCCCGUACAAAUUGGCCGGUCUCGAAAAGCUAUUUGUAUCGCUGAUGAACUCGGAUUGAGCUAUGCAGAAUUCGCAGCCUCUCUCGCGGGAUUCUAUCCAGCAGCGCUUCCCAGCAUACCACCGUAUGAACCUUUGUGCGAUGCCAUAGUAUCGUGA